Meloidogyne enterolobii is the source of this 560-nucleotide messenger RNA. Lineage: Eukaryota; Metazoa; Nematoda; Chromadorea; Rhabditida; Meloidogynidae. The record is from the annotation of a GenBank genome assembly.
AUGUCCUGCCCGGUGGGUAACCUAGUGCUAAACUCCUUUUAUAAUAAUCCUUUACACAUCCUGUACUUCCAAAGUAUCCAAAUCUCCAAAUUAUCCCGAUUAGGAACUGUCCUUAAGGGUGAGAUAAACCAAAGGGUAUUGACACAUAUUAAAAUAAAAUUUAAAAAAAAUUUUUUAGGCCGUGAAAUCCACGAAAUCGUAGAACAACUCAAAAAAGGAACAAAAAAGAAAAAGAAGAGUGGAGUAAUCCAUCCAACAGCUAAGGGUUCUAUAGCAACUGCUGAUUCAUCUACAACUAUAUCUGAUGAAGAAAAUGAUGAUAUUGAAGAUUUUGAGGAAGGCAUCCCUGACAUUCUUCUAGCCACAACAGGGCACGGAAAGAAUUCACUAAUCAAAACAGCAGCUGGAAGUAUGGCUAUAGCCGCUGCAAUAUCUAAAGUAAUUGGAGGGGAACAACAGAAUAAAAAUAAUUUGACCACAAUAACUCCAAUACCUGAAGAAAAGGAUGAGGAGGAAGGGAAGGAAUAAAUCGAAGAAAGUGAAGGAUUUGAAGAUUUUUU